Molecule: messenger RNA, 1386 nt
Organism: Cannabis sativa
Lineage: Eukaryota; Viridiplantae; Streptophyta; Magnoliopsida; Rosales; Cannabaceae
Product: tetraspanin-2
Exons: 2
Coding region: 322-1131 (269 amino acids)
Biological process (GO): auxin-activated signaling pathway
Cellular component (GO): plasmodesma; plasma membrane
Source: RefSeq, a predicted model, not a curated record
UGCUAAAAUAAAAGUAUUACUACUGCCGAACAAUUUUUUCAGUAUAAUACCUAUUGAAUAAACAUAAAAUUUCCAACAAUACCACUAUUCAUAUAACUAAAUACUAUCUUAUAUCAUAUAGCUUAAAAAAAUAAUAUUUAAAAAAUAUACACACACCUCACUAAUCACACUAAUAAUAAUAAUAGAAGUUUCAAGUUUCCCAAACGAGUUCUUAUAUAAAAGAUAAAAAAGUCACAGCACAACAAACUUCUUCUUCUUUCUUAGUCACCACUCACCACCAUUACCUACCACUCUCUUCACUUUUUCUUCUCUCCUUCUACCAUGGGAGUGAGCAACAACAUAACCGCUGUACUCAACUUCAUCGCCUUUCUCUGUUCCAUACCCAUAAUCGCAGCCGGGACAUGGCUUGCAUCUAAGCCCGACAACGAGUGCAUCCACGCCUUCCGGUGGCCGGUAGUCAUCCUCGGCGUCCUCAUCCUCCUCGUCUCCCUCGCCGGCUUCGUCGGCGCUUGCUGGAACAAGCAAGGUCUCCUCGCCUUUUACCUCUUCUGUAUGGCCAUCCUCAUAGCUCUCCUCCUCAUUCUGCUCGUCUUCGCCUUUGUCGUCACGCGCCGCGACGGCAGCUACCAAGUCCCCGGUCGCUAUUACAAAGAAUACCGCCUCGACGGCUUCUCCGAUUGGCUCAGGGACCGAGUCACCAGCUCCGCCAAUUGGGGAAAAAUUAGGGCGUGUUUGGCUGAUUCCGAUGUCUGUACCAAACUUAAUCAGGAUUAUCUUACCGCCGAUCAGUUCUUCAAUGCUCACAUCUCUCCACUUCAGUCAGGAUGUUGUAAACCCCCAACAGUUUGUGGCUACAACUAUGUUAACCCUACACUUUGGAUAAACCCAGUUAACCAAGUGGGUGAUCCUGAUUGCUUCUUGUGGAGCAAUGACCAAACCCAACUUUGCUACAAUUGUAACUCUUGCAAAGCUGGCCUUUUGGGUAACCUAAGACAAGAAUGGAGGAAAGCCAAUGUGAUUCUCAUAGUGGCAGUUGUGGUUUUGAUUUGGGUCUACCUAAUUGCCUGCAGUGCCUUCAAGAAUGCCCAAACAGAGGACCUCUUCCGCCGUUACAAGCAGGGUUGGGUCUGAUCUUGUUCCCAAACAAACAGACCCCACAUUUUCUCAUCAUAUGCUCCUAUUAUGGAAAUGUGUCCCUGUCAAAGUAAUGUACAUAUUCCACUGUUUUCUACUCAUUUUUCUUCUUAAUCUGUUUAAUUGCAAUGUGUGGUGGUAAGUUGAGUUGUUCUUAUACUGAUUUAUUGAGUCAGUCUCUUGCUAGAAGGAGCAUAGCAUCUUUAAGUUAUCAUCAGCUUUUAACUGGUAUUGGAUUCUUCUUUUUAGUCA